AUGAAGCUACGUAGUGGAGACGAUUAUGGACAGACUGUUGCUCAACGAAAACAAGCCAAGUAUGUGGUUCCCAUAGCCGGUAACGAAGUUGAUGGUGAGCAGCUCGCUGAUGACUGGUGCAGGGAGGUGCAUAACGCUACCACGCUCCUGCUACGUCUCCCACCGGAAAUACGGGUCCUUAUUUACAAGGCUUUCUUUGGUCGAAGGAUGCUGCAUAUCGAUAGGGAGCACAAGAAGGGUCACAGUGACCUAGCUUGUGUACAUAAUCAAACCGGCCCUGUUCGACAACUUUUUUGCUUCUCUCACUUCAGGCAUCCAAGGGAGACGUACGCAGAAUUCACGAAAGCAGAGAAUAACCGCCACCACAAUGAACACACUGUUACUCGAGUAGCUCAUGCGCACGAUAAAUGCCAUGAGAAUCUCCGGCUUCCCAAAUCGAAGCGAGUUAGUGAUGAAAAGCUUAGCUGUGCUCUGCUCCAAACCUGCAGGCAAAUUUAUCUCGAAGCACGACUCAUUCCCUACAAUGCACACGUCUUCUCUUUCCGCUCCUGUCAUGUUCUGAAUACACUUCUCGACCCUGAAAUAGACGCCAAAGCCGGCUUAAAGCCAUUCUACCUGGAACAAAUCCGCGCAAUCCAUCUUGACAUUCCAAUUCACCAUCCCUACGACGCCACCCGUUGGGUGACCUCUCUCAACCUUUUACCGACAAAACUCCCCAAAUUGAGAGACCUCUACAUCGAUAUUCACGAAAUCUACUGCGCCUGCUGGAUAGGAAGCGAUGAAGGUGUCGAGGGCGCGUACAUGAAAGAAAUCACGGCAUUCACCGCCGCUGCAGCAGAGCUGCGUAAAUGUCCGCUCCUCCAAAACGUCUACGUCGUCAUUGACGACGUGGACUUCAUGAAACCGGCCCUUGGUUUCAACUGGUUUGACUACGAUGAUGACGAAAAUGACGAUGCGAGAGAUUUUCGAUCAACUUUGCAACAGAAAAGGGAGGCGGCAGAAUUCUUACGGCGAAAGAUAUUGGGACUGGAACAGUGUACAGUGGAUGAAACCGAAAGCACAGCUAGAAAGGCCAUCGGGACUUUCAGAGUGGUUGGGGCGGCAUGA
Messenger RNA from Bacidia gigantensis, 1107 nucleotides. RefSeq lists its product as uncharacterized. The transcript has a single exon. Lineage: Eukaryota; Fungi; Ascomycota; Lecanoromycetes; Lecanorales; Ramalinaceae. The record is from RefSeq and is a predicted model, not a curated record. Bases 1 to 1107 code for a protein of 368 amino acids.